Molecule: messenger RNA, 1091 nt
Organism: Zea mays
Lineage: Eukaryota; Viridiplantae; Streptophyta; Magnoliopsida; Poales; Poaceae
Product: germin-like protein
Exons: 1
Coding region: 50-688 (212 amino acids)
Molecular function (GO): manganese ion binding
Source: RefSeq, marked provisional
CACUCGGGUAAAGCUAUCUCGAGCUAGCUAGCUGCUGUAAGCCGUUGCCAUGGCCAAAAUGGUGUUGCUCUGCGUGCUCGUCUCCUUCCUCCUGAUGCCCUUGGCCUCCCUAGCCCUGACGCAGGACUUCUGCGUCGCCGACCUGACCUGCAGCGACACGCCGGCGGGGUACCCGUGCAAGUCCAGCGUCACCGCCAACGACUUCUACUUCCACGGCCUGGCCGGCCAGGGCAAAAUAAACCCACUCAUCAAGGCCGCCGUGACCCCGGCCUUCGUGGGCCAGUUCCCGGGCGUCAACGGGCUUGGCAUCUCUGCGGCCAGGCUCGACAUCGAGGUGGGCGGCGUCGUGCCGCUGCACACCCACCCGGCGGGCUCAGAGCUCCUCUUCGUGACCCAGGGCACCGUCGCCGCCGGCUUCAUCAGCUCCGGCUCCAACACCGUCUACACCAAGACGCUGUACGCCGGCGACAUCAUGGUGUUCCCCCAGGGCCUGCUCCACUACCAGUACAACGCCGGCACCGGCGCUGCCGUGGGCCUCGUCGCCUUCAGCAGCCCCAACCCCGGCCUGCAGAUCACCGACUUUGCGCUCUUUGCCAACAACCUCCCGUCCGCCGUCGUGGAGAAGGUCACCUUCUUGGACGACGCGCAGGUGAAGAAGCUCAAGAGUGUGCUCGGCGGCAGCGGUUAACUUGUUUUUCGAGACAAUACAGUGCAGGCUGGGUAUGCAUCGUCGCCGUCGUCGUCUUGGUCCGUCGUCAUCGAAUGGAACGCGUGUGCUUGCUGCUGCAUGCGUGCGUGCACCUGUCGUCGCGUGUCAAAGUACUCGUGGUCUAUUUCAUCUUACCCUUAUUUAUUCAUCUACUUUUCAUUCAGGGAUGUAUUCAGUUUCCAUAUUGCAUUUUGUUGCAAUGAAAGAGUAACAUGUGCAUCUGAUUGGUUCAAAAUAGCUUUGUGGUCGAUGUCGUUUGUAAAGCUAUAUAUGAUCGCUUAAGGUUACGUUUCGCUGUUUUUUCAGUGUUUUAUAUAUACACCACUUUGUAGUGCCGCAUGCUGUUAAUCUGUUCAAUUACAUAUAGUCCUACUAUUGAAAU